Molecule: messenger RNA, 674 nt
Organism: Tripterygium wilfordii
Lineage: Eukaryota; Viridiplantae; Streptophyta; Magnoliopsida; Celastrales; Celastraceae
Product: arabinogalactan protein 41-like
Exons: 2
Coding region: 215-433 (72 amino acids)
Source: RefSeq, a predicted model, not a curated record
CUUGUGGCCCGUAACUGGUCUUCCGCAUCGUAUUAUUGUUGAACCUCUCUGUCUUCUGAUUUGGUGGACUCCUGUUCUUAUUCUCCCCGGAGAAGACUACACCCCUCUCUCUCUGCGCCGCUCUCCGGAAACUUUUUGGAGAAAUCUUCAACUCCGAGAGACGUCGCAGAGAGAGAUCCAGCUGAGCAUUUUCAAUAUUUUUUUUAGGUGAAAAAUGGCAAUUUCUAAGGUUUCAGUCGGAGUUGUGGCCUUUGCAACUCUAUUUCUCGCCAUUGUAUUGCCUGCAGCCCACGCCCAGGAUCAGUCCUUCGCUCCCGCUCCUUCCCCCACCAGCGAUGGGGCAUCAAUCGACCAAGGCAUUGCAUACGUGUUGAUGUUAGUGGCGCUGGUGCUCACUUACCUAAUCCACGCAUCUGACUUGUGCCAUUUCUAAAUUUGUGAGGAGAUCGUUCUGUUUAGGGCUUUCUGUAAUGCAAUGCAUUGUUGAUUGGCUAUUGUUUUGUUUUGUUUUGUUUUGUCUGCUGGUGAUGGGGAUUUUGUGUUGUAUUUGGUGCACUUACUUGGAUGGAGCUAUUAGUUGUUGGGCUCUGUCACUAUGGAUGCUGGCUAAUGAAAUAUAUUCUUUUCAUUUCAUUCUCUCAAUACAAAUCAAUAUUGUGCACUUUAAUCCCAAA